Camarhynchus parvulus is the source of this 1233-nucleotide messenger RNA. Its product is annotated as keratin-associated protein 5-4-like. Lineage: Eukaryota; Metazoa; Chordata; Aves; Passeriformes; Thraupidae. The coding region runs from base 1 to 1233 and encodes 410 amino acids. The transcript has 2 exons. The record is from RefSeq and is a predicted model, not a curated record.
AUGUGCUCCACUGGAUGCUGUUCCACGGGAUGCUGCUCUGUCGUGAAGAGCAAGACCGUGUGCUGCACCCCCUGCAAGACUACUGUGUGCUGCAGUCCCUGCAAGACCGUGUGCUGCUCCCCGUGCCAGCAGUCCUGCUGCUGUGACCCGUGCCAGAAGCCUUGCUGUGACCCGUGCCAGUCUUGUUGUGACCCAUGCCAGUCUUGCUGUGACCCAUGCCAGAAGCCUUGCUGUGACCCGUGCCAGUCCUGCUGUGAUCCAUGCCAGAAGCCUUGCUGUGACCCAUGCCAGUCCUGCUGUGAUCCAUGCCAGAAGCCUUGUUGUGACCCGUGCCAGUCUUGCUGUGACCCAUGCCAGAAGCCUUGCUGUGAGCCGUGCAAGACUGUCUGCUGUGACCCGUGCCAGUCCUGCUGUGAUCCAUGCCAGAAGCCCUGUUGUGACCCGUGCCAGUCUUGCUGUGACCCAUGCCAGAAGCCUUGCUGUGACCCGUGCCAGUCCUGCUGUGACCCAUGCCAGAAGCCUUGCUGUGAGCCGUGCAAGACUGUCUGCUGUGACCCGUGCCAGACCUGCUGUGACCCAUGCCAGAAGCCUUGCUGUGAUCCAUGCCAGACCUGCUGUGACCCAUGCCAGAAGCCUUGCUGUGAUCCAUGCCAGUCCUGUUGUGACCCGUGCCAGAAGCCUUGCUGUGACCCAUGCCAGACCUGUUGUGACCCUUGCCAGAAGCCCUGUUGUGACCCAUGCCAGACCUGUUGUGACCCUUGCCAGAAGCCUUGCUGUGACCCAUGCCAGUCCUGUUGUGACCCUUGCCAGAAGCCUUGCUGUGAUCCGUGCCAGACCUGCUGUGAUCCAUGCCAGAAGCCCUGUUGUGACCCAUGCCAGUCCUGUUGUGACCCUUGCCAGAAGCCUUGCUGUGACCCGUGCCAGUCCUGCUGUGAUCCAUGCCAGAAGCCUUGCUGUGACCCGUGCCAGUCCUGCUGUGAUCCAUGCCAGUCCUGUUGUGACCCGUGCCAGAAGCCUUGCUGUGACCCGUGCCAGACCUGCUGUGACCCGUGCCAGUCCGUGUGCUGCACCAAGGUGUGCCGCAAGUCUGUGUGCUGUGUGCCCCGGCCCUGCUGCUCUCCCUGCUGCGUGGUGAAGAAGCCCGUGGUGGUUUGCUGCACCCCCGUGAGGAAGUGCUGCACGCCCUGCAUCCCCAUCCAGCAGUGCUGUGCCAGCCUCAGGAAGACCUGCUGA